UCGAUACUCACUACUCACAUCACCUUUCGCCUUUCGGCGUCUUCUUUUUUCUUUUCAUUUUUUUUUUAAGAAAAUAUAAUCAAAAAAGAGAUAAAAAAAAAGGGGUUACCCGUUAACGAGCUGAUUUCAUCUGGCACCAGAUCUAUUCACAAUUUUCACAUCGGAUAAGAGACGAGAGCGGCAUGGAGGAGAAGCUAAUAGAGAGGUUGGAAUCGGCGGUGGCUAAGUUGGAGGCGCUAUCCACUGGAUUCCAUGUAGGCGGUGGUGACGUGGCUGAAGAAGCGGUGGAUCCGUCCAUUGUUGCCUUCGGCGAUCUGAUGGAGCAGUAUCUGACUAGGGUUUCCACUGCUGCUGAGAAGAUUGGAGGACAGGUCUUGGAUGUCACAAAGAUUGUGCAAGAAGCUUUUGCCGUUCAGAAACAGCUUUUGAUUAAGGUCAAGCAAACUCAGAAGCCUGACCAAGCUGGCUUGUCCGAGUUUCUGAAACCAUUGAAUGAAGUGAUCAUGAAGGCUGCUGCAAUGACAGAAGGAAGGAGAUGUAAUUUUUUUAACCACUUGAAGUCUGCUGUUGACAGUCUCUCAGCUCUAGCAUGGAUUGCAUUUACAGGGAAGGAUUGUGGUAUGAGUAUGCCCAUUGCACAUGUGGAGGAAAGUUGGCAAAUGGCUGAGUUUUACAGCAACAAGGUGCUUAUAGAGUAUAGAAACAAAGACCCAAAUCAUAUUGAGUGGGCCAAAGCUCUGAAAGAGUUAUAUGUACCUGGUUUGAGAGAUUACGUCAAGGGCUUUUAUCCUUUAGGCCCUGUGUGGAGUCCAACAGGAAAAACAGUUGCUCCUUCAAAAGCUUCUGCAGCUGCUAUGCCUGCUCCUCCUCUUCCUCCACCUGCUUCUCUCUUUAGUUCUGAAUCGUCUCAAGGUUCUUCCUCUAAGCAGAAAGAGGGGAUUUCUGCUAUUUUUCAACAACUCAGCAGUGGGAAUGUCACAGCAGGUUUGAGAAGGGUUACAGAUGAUAUGAAGACAAAAAAUCGCACAGAUAGAACUGGAGUUGUUGGCACCAGUGAAAAAGAAAGUCGUGCAGGUUCACAUACAUUUUCUAAAGCAGGACCUCCAAAAUUAGAACUUCAAAUGGGCCGCAAGUGGGUUGUUGAGAAUCAAAUUGGGAAAAAGAACUUGGUCAUUGAAGAUUGUGAUGCAAAGCAGUCUGUAUAUGUUUAUGGAUGCAAAGAUUCGGUUUUGCAGAUUCAAGGCAAGGUCAAUAAUAUAACCAUUGACAAAUGCACAAAGAUGGGAGUUGUAUUCAAGGAUGUUGUUGCAGCUUGUGAGAUCGUAAACUGUAAUGGGGUUGAGGUGCAGUGUCAGGGUUCAGCUCCAACUAUUUCGGUGGACAACACUUCUGGCUGCCAGCUUUAUCUGAGCAAAGAUUCUUUAGAAACAUCCAUAUCAACAGCUAAGUCAAGUGAGAUCAAUGUGUUGGUACCUGGUGCUGAGCCUGAUGAUGAUUGGGUGGAGCAUUCUUUGCCACAACAAUAUAUUCAUGUGUUCAAGGAUGGACGUUUUGAAACAACUGCAGCUUCCCACUCUGGAGGUUAAAUUGAUUGGCAGUUUGGAAUUCCUAUUUAUUUUUACAGUAUUUUAUUAUUGGAUUGCUGUGGGAGUGGCUUCAAUUUCUUGUUUCUUUAAUUCAUUUACAAAUACAGUAGUAUAUAUAGGUGUAUCAUAUAUAUACUUGCUCGGCUGCCUUUGCUUGUGAUUUUUCCAUUGGCUUAUUGAAUCAUUGGAAACAUCCAUAAGAUUUUUGUUUGGCAGAGUUUGCUUCUGCGGGAACAUGCUUUUGCGAGUUGCAUUACGCUACUUUAUUUC
This is a messenger RNA of Gastrolobium bilobum, 1856 nucleotides long. Its product is annotated as cyclase-associated protein 1. Gene Ontology annotation, cellular component: cytoplasm. The record is from RefSeq and is a predicted model, not a curated record. The transcript is spliced from 10 exons. Gene Ontology annotation, biological process: regulation of adenylate cyclase activity; cytoskeleton organization. Lineage: Eukaryota; Viridiplantae; Streptophyta; Magnoliopsida; Fabales; Fabaceae. Gene Ontology annotation, molecular function: adenylate cyclase binding; actin binding. Bases 183 to 1586 code for a protein of 467 amino acids.